AUGUUGCGUCGUCAAGUACGUCUUCGUAGAGAGUAUGUUUAUAGAAAAACAAUUGAACAAAGACAAAAAACUAUUGAAGAUAAAAAACAACGUUUGAAACGAGCACUCGAUGAAAAUAUGUCCAUACCAAACGAUUUACGGAAAGAUGCGUUAGAUAUUCAGAAAUCAUUGGACUGGGAUGGAGACGGUGGCGAAGGUGUAUUGAAUGCGGAAGACGAUGAAUAUCGUUGGGCCGGUGUAGAAGAUCCAAAAGUAAUAAUAACAACAUCACAUGAUCCAAGUUCAAAAUUAAAACAAUUUUCCAAGGAGAUAAAUCACUUGAUACCAAAUUCUCAACGAAUUAACAGAGGAAAUUAUAAUACAAAACAAUUGAUAGAAGCCUGUCGUGGAAAUCAAGUAACCGAUCUUAUUCUCGUACAAGAAACAAGAGGCAUACCAGAUGUUAUUCAAAUCAGCCAUUUUCCAUAUGGACCAACAGCCUCAUUUUCAUUGAAUAAUGUUGUUACACGACAUGAUGUUCCAGAUGUUGGUCCUAUGGCCGAGCAAUAUCCACAUUUGAUAUUUAAUAACAUGACAUCAAAGUUAGGACAACGUACAAUGAAUAUAUUGAAAUAUUUAUUUCCAGUACCAAAAGAAGAUAGUCAUCGUGUAAUUACAUUUGUCAAUGAGGAUGAUUAUAUUUCAUUUCGUCAUCAUAUUUACAAGAAAAAUGAAGGCGAUAUUGAGUUGGUGGAAAUUGGACCACGUUUUGAAAUGAAAUUAUAUCAAAUUAAAUUAGGUACACUUGAUCAAAUAGAUGCAGCUGAUACAGAAUGGCAAUAUCGUCCAUUUAUGAAUACGACCAAAAAACGACGAUUUUUGACAGAUGAAUAG
Molecule: messenger RNA, 873 nt
Organism: Didymodactylos carnosus
Lineage: Eukaryota; Metazoa; Rotifera; Eurotatoria; Philodinida; Philodinidae
Source: the annotation of a GenBank genome assembly